AUGGUUCGGCGCUUGUUCUUGCCGUACUAUUCAAGGUCACGCGGGCCUCCGCGGUUGAGAUUCCAGGUUAUGGGCAUCCGAGGUCGACGGUUUCUGAAGUUGGUAGUUGCGAAUCAGCGUGACCCUCGAGAUGGCAAACACAUGGAAGUUUUGGGCAGUUUGCAGCGCCGCCCGUUGAACCCGAUUCCAUCAGCCAUAGACGAGACGCAUGACAGUCUUUGCGAAAUCCGACUACGCUUCAGUCGCGUGAAGUUUUGGCUGGGCGUGGGCUGCGAGAUGGGAAUCCCAGUGCAGAAUGCACUCGCUCACGCUAACUUGAUUCCUCCUCCACCACCGAAGUAUGGCCUGCGAACGAAAGGUCACUAUCAUUUGUUAUCGCAAAUAGUAGAACGCCGUGCUCAGAUGCACGCUGAACAGGUCAAAGCGUUCCUUAACCUUGACGACCCUUUCAUUAUAGAUGAAGCGUCACGUCCGGAACCGCCAGAGCCGGAAGAAAGCCCUGCACGAACGGUGGUUUCGGCGUUGUACCCCCCGGAAAUGCGAGCCCAAAUGAGAACUCCGGUGGAAUCGGACCCAUUGGAAGUGGGACAUGCUUCGCCAGGUACUGGCGUCAUUCGCCGCAUCGUAAGAUAG
This is a messenger RNA of Babesia bigemina, 633 nucleotides long. Its product is annotated as ribosomal protein S16, putative. Gene Ontology annotation, cellular component: ribosome; small ribosomal subunit. The record is from RefSeq and is a predicted model, not a curated record. The transcript is spliced from 2 exons. Gene Ontology annotation, biological process: mitochondrial translation. Gene Ontology annotation, molecular function: structural constituent of ribosome. Bases 1 to 633 code for a protein of 210 amino acids. Lineage: Eukaryota; Apicomplexa; Aconoidasida; Piroplasmida; Babesiidae.